Molecule: messenger RNA, 1518 nt
Organism: Chlorella variabilis
Lineage: Eukaryota; Viridiplantae; Chlorophyta; Trebouxiophyceae; Chlorellales; Chlorellaceae
Exons: 7
Coding region: 1-1518 (505 amino acids)
Source: RefSeq, a predicted model, not a curated record
AUGGAGGUCGCUUUGGAGAAGCUACAGCGCUCAUCCGAGGGGAUGGCCCCCGAGGAGUUCACUCCCGAGCUGCAGGCGUUGCUGGGAUUUGCGUCUUGCAUGAAGGAUUGCGAGGAGACGCUAAAGGGGGGCCUUGUCCAGUUUGUGCGGGCUGUGGCACUGGGCGCCGAGGCGGCGGGCGUGGGCCUGUGCAGCGCAGAGGUGCUGACGCUGCUGAAAGAACGGCUGCUCAAGGCAAGUGCUGGACCCAUCAUCCGCAGGGAGGAGGACGGCAGCUACCAGGCGCACCGCCCAUCCGUCGUCUGCCCUCGCCCCACCCCCACCAACAUCGUGCAGCUGCUUGUGGCCGGCGUGUUCCUGCACGUCACCGGGAAUGCAGAGCCCGCCAUCGCUAUGCUGUCUGCGGCGCUCAGCGGCGUGUGGCCGCCCGCAGUCGAGACGCAGCGCCGCCUGGUGGCCCGCCACUUCAUCCCCUCUGUGGAGCUUGAGCCCGCGGGGCAGCAGCGCGAGGGUGGCGGCAGUGGUGGGGCAGCCGAUGGAGUGGCAGCUUCCGCAGCAGAGGCGGAGGAGGCUGGCGCUGCAGCUGGCGGUGGCGGCAGCCAGGUGCCUGCGCCAGAGUCCUCCGCCGCCGGCGGACAGCCUCCCAACGAGUUUGCCGCCGCCCUUGCCGAGGCGCUGAAGCGGCACUGCCCCGAGGUCUCCGCCCCAGACCUGCAAAAGAGCGCGCUGGUGCUGCGCCUGUUCCUGGGCUGCCGCGCGGUGGGGCAGCAGGCCGCAGCGGCGCAGCAGCCCGCGGCGCGGCAGCAGCAGCAGCCGCCGGGUGGUGGCGGCGGCUCUGAUGCCCUGCCAGGCCCGGGGUUCCAGGCCAUCAUUCGCACUCUGCUGCUGGACUGCCAGCAGCUGCUGGAUCUGGACCCGGCCUGCAUGCACGCCUACGUGUGGGCUGCCCAGCUGGCGCUGCAAGCCCGCUGGCCGCUGGAGCCCGCCCGCAUGGCGGCGCUGCUUCGGGAGGGCGCCCGGCGAGCCGCGGACGCACAAUGCUGGCUGGCGGCGGCCGAGGUGCAGCACGACCAUGCGCUUUGGCUGAUGCAGGGGGCCAGCGCGGAGCGCAAUGUGGCGGUGCGGCAGACGGCGCUGCUGGAAGCAGGCCAGCUUCUGGAGAGCAUAAAGGAGAUGGAGGGGCGGCUGGCGGGGUGGAUGCCAGAGGGGCGGCUGCAGCAGCUGACGGAGCGGCGGCAGCAGCUGGCCGAGCUUCAGCAGCAGCUGCGGGCCGGCAGCCUGCGCGGGCUUGGCGCGGCACGCGCCGGCUUUGCUGCCGCUGCCGCCUGCGCGUUUUGCGGGACGCCCACCCAGCAGCUGAAGAGCUGCGCAGCAUGCAAGGCUGUGGCCUACUGCAGCCGAGCCUGCCAAGUGCAGGACUGGAAGCAGGGCCACAAGCAGCUGUGCGGUGAGCUGGCUGCCGCCGCUGUGGCGGGAAAGCAGGCACCUCCUGCAGCAGUGGUGGGGCGGCAAGGCUAG